Messenger RNA from Linum trigynum, 2422 nucleotides. The record is from the annotation of a GenBank genome assembly. Lineage: Eukaryota; Viridiplantae; Streptophyta; Magnoliopsida; Malpighiales; Linaceae.
ACUACAAUUAUUUCUAAUUAUUACAUAAUUCACAAUAUUUAAUAACAAUUUUUAUUAAUUAAUUGAAUUAAAAUUAUUUAAAAAUCAACCAAACCGAAUGUUGACUUCGGUUUGACCAUGGCUCAACCGAAGUCUUCGUUCGGUUGCAGGCGAUGCGGAACGCGGAGCUUUACCUUCUUCUCCGGCGAGCACGGACGGCAGGCGAGAGGAGGGCUGACGGCGACGGCUGGGCGACCACGCGACAGCUGGCGCUGGGGGCGAAGACGGCGACUGCUGGCGACGACGCUGCGCGACUCCGACUCCGGCGGCGUGGGUUGCGGCGGCGGACGACGCUGCGGACUGACGCGACGCCGACUCCGGCGGCGUGGGUUGCGGCGGCGGACGACUCCGGCGGCGGACGACUCCGGCGAGGGUGGGUUGCGCUGCUUGUUGUCGGGGGGGGGGGGGGGGGGGAGGGGGGGGAGUUGUCUGUUGUCUGUGUCGGGGGAGAGGAAGGGGGUAAGGGGUUGUUUGCUUAGGGUUUAUUUUUGAAUUUUAGAAAGGGUAAUUCAGUAAUUUACGUAUUAAGUUAGGACGAUAGUUAGUAAUUUUUAGGACGACCUUUAACCCUUCAGUUAUUAAACCUUACGGCUAAAUUGGAAGUUUGGUUACCAGAAUUACUUAAAAUAUUCACGUUUGUCACUAAAAUUAAUUUAUUUCAUCCAUAGUCACUUAAAUUAGGUUAACAGUUCAAAUUUGGUAACUCGUUGUUAGUCUUCGUUAAAUUUUACUGAUGUGACGGUCAACUCUUAGUUGACCGUUAAAUAAGUGACGUGACAAUUAAAAAAUAAUAAAUAAUACAAAUAUAAUUAUAAUUAUUUUUAUUUUCUAGCUAAUUAUUAUAAAUUAAAAAAAAAUCUUAAUUCUUUUAAUUAUUAUUUUCCACCACCAGCAGUUGGAUGCUGAAUUGUUCUCCGUCCACCGCUCCUCCGUCGCCAACAGAGCUUCCUAGGUCGUCUUCCUCCUCAAAACAUCCUACAACUUAGCUCAAUAUUUUCGUGGUUGUCGAUUCAUCGGUGUUGACCAUGGGUUACAAGUAUUGGUUACAUAAGUGGUCUCUAGCUGUUUAAUUUCUGCGGAUAUACCGUGACGAACAUCGGAUUCCGGAGAACUUCAAUAACGAUACAUUCAACUUGAUCUGCUCAUACAAUCAUCUACAUAACCAUUCCAUAACCAAGGUCCAAGAAAUCUACAGAAGGCAAAAAUUGAAAGUGGGGUUGAAUACCCGACAAACUUUUGUAAGCAACGAAAAUCUUAUGCUUGCUACAUGAACAAGCUAAAUUAAUACUGAUGAACAACACGAGUAUUUGCAAAUGAAAAAUCUGAUCUUUUUUCUUUUCUCUACACAUUAGGUUGAGAGAUCAAUACAAUUGAUGGUUUCCAAUCAACUACAUUUUCACUUGAACAACUCAUCAAAUUGGGAAAAAGAAAAAAGAAAAGUAGUCAACAGUUUCCUACAGUUUGGCGAUAGGCGUGUUUGAUUCAAGCAAAUGGCGCGUCUUCUCUGUGGAAAUUCAAGAGAGACAGUAAAGACUUGGAAAUAUCGUGCUCCCUCUCUCUAUCUCAAUUUUGAUGUUGAUCCGACCUCUGUUAUUGUCUCUAUAUAUGAAACAGAGCUUUUGUUGCUCUGUUUUUUUCCAGGAACUUGCAACCUUCUGUUCGUGAAGGCUUGGUCCAAACGAGAAAAGAUCGUGGCUUUAUACAAAUCCAACUACAAGAUUUUUGUUUUCCCUUGUAAGAACCCUUCUAAGACACAGUUUCAUCGUCUAUUUGGGAGAUCCUCGUCAGAAACCGUGGACGACCUAGAAGCUCUGUUAGCGACGAAGGAGCUGUGGACAGAGAACAAUUGGAAAAUAAUAAUUUACGUGAUUUGGCUUAGUUUACGUGAUUGUGAUGGGAGUAAAGCUCCCGGCCCGGACGGAUUCUCAUUCGAUUUUUACAAAAAAGGCUGGCAAUGGUUGAAAGGAGAUAUUUUGAAGGCGUUUCAGGAUUUCUUUGAGUCAGGAUUUUUUCCGGAUUGUGUCACACACUCUUUUGUGUGUUUGACCCCCGAAGAAGGAUGUGAUUGAGGACAUAAAAGACCUAAGGCCGAUAAAUCUGAUCGGGAGCAUUGACACCUUAUAUUCUGUGAGCCUAAGCAUGAUCAUGUAUUGAAUGUGUUGGCUACGAUUGUCUGCUUCCAAGCUGUGACGGGAUUAAGGAUUAACCUGGAAAAGUCUGUUAUGUACACGGUUGGGGAUGUGGCUGAGCCUAGUUACUUUGCCGCCAUAUUUGGAUGUAAAUGGAGCCGAGACCCCCCUAAAUACCUCGGUUUUCCUUUAAGGGCCAGACAUAAUGAUUCGAGCAUUUGGGACCCGAUAAUUGAUAAAGUUCAAAAGAAACU